GUCCCUGUGGAGCGGUGCCAGAGCCGCCGGAGCUGACCGCAUCCUUUCUCAAGGACGAACGAACAGCUGCUUCAAGAUGAAGUGCCAGAGAAUUCUAACCUGCCUGCGGAUAUUUGGGACCACCAUGUUUGGCGUGUCCCUGCUGGUGGGAAUCACCACAGCCUACAUCAUGGGCUACCAGUUCUUCACCACAGCCCGCAAUCAUCUAUCCUUUGGCCUUUACGGCGCCAUCUUGGUCAUCCACCUCAUCAUUCAAAGCCUCUUUGCGCUCCUGGAACACCGAAACAUGCGGCGGUCCUUGGAGACGCCCAUCAAACUCACCAAAUCCUUGGCGCUGUGCAUCGCAGCGUAUCAAGAGGAUCCAAACUACCUGAGGAAAUGCUUGGUGUCCGUGAGGAGGCUGACAUACCCAGGGAUCAAAGUGAUCAUGGUGAUCGAUGGGAACUCAGAAGAUGACUUGUACAUGAUGGAUAUUUUCAAAGAGAUCAUGGGAUGGGACAAAUCGGCCACGUACGUGUGGCGGAGUAACUUUCACCACAGAGGGCCCGAGGAGACGGAUGAGAGCUACGCCGAAGGCCUGCAGCAGAUCUCAAAACUGGUGCUAAACAACAAGUGUGUGUGCAUCAUGCAGAAGUGGGGCGGGAAGAGGGAGGUCAUGUACACAGCCUUCAAAGCACUUGGGAGGAGCGUGGACUAUGUGCAGGUGUGUGACUCUGACACCAUGUUGGACCCAGCAUCAUCAGUCGAGAUGGUGAAGGUUCUGGAAGAAGAUCCGAUGGUGGGAGGCGUUGGAGGAGAUGUACAGAUCCUGAACAAAUACGAGUCGUGGAUCUCCUUCCUGAGCAGUGUGAGGUACUGGAUGGCCUUCAACAUUGAGCGGGCAUGCCAAUCCUACUUUGGUUGUGUACAGUGCAUUAGCGGGCCUUUAGGAAUGUACCGGAACUCUCUCCUGCAUGAGUUUGUUGAAGACUGGUACAAUCAGACUUUCAUGGGAUCCCACUGCAGUUUUGGGGAUGACCGCCAUCUCACAAACAGAGUUUUAAGUCUCGGAUAUGCAACCAAAUAUACUGCACGAUCAAAGUGCCUCACUGAGACGCCGGUCACGUACUUGCGGUGGCUCAACCAACAGACUCGUUGGAGUAAGUCAUACUUCAGAGAGUGGCUUUACAACUCCCUGUGGUUCCACAAACACCAUUUAUGGAUGACUUAUGAGGCCGUGAUCACGGGCUUCUUCCCGUUUUUCCUCAUUGCCACUGCAAUCAAACUCUUCUACCAAGGAAGACUCUGGAAUAUUUUCUUGUUUCUACUCAUUGUGCAGGCGGUGGCACUGAUCAAGUCGUCAUUCGCCAGCUGCCUUAGAGGUAACAUUGUCAUGGUAUUCAUGUCAUUCUACUCCGUACUGUACAUGUCAAGCCUGUUGCCUGCCAAGAUGUUUGCAAUACUAACAAUCAACAAGUCUGGAUGGGGGACCUCUGGGAGGAAAACAAUAGUGGUGAACUUCAUCGGCUUGAUUCCUAUAUCAGUUUGGUUCACCAUCCUCUUCAUUGGGAUUCUCUACACAACAAUCCUGCAGUUUAAGAAGCCCUUUCCUGACUCUGAAAAGAUUGUUCUGAUCAUAGGGGCAGUCGUGUACGCCAGUUACUGGGUCAUUCUAUUGAUGUUAUACACAGUGCUUAUCAAUAAGUGUGGGAAGAGGAAGAAGGAACCACUCUAUGAUAUGGUCCUGGAUGUAUGACUUGCAGACUACGGUCAUCAUUUACCACUGAACUUUCUUUUGACAUUGUUCUAUCUCACACUAUGUUGUUGUUAUUCAAAUGUUGUAAGAUGCAGAGCAGCUCUGGAGGCAAAUUGUUGAGUUCAACCAAAAUGGAGUUUCUGUCAAGCUUGAAUGGGAAAACAUUGAAAUGGCAGUGGCUGCUUUUUUUUGUCCAUUCAUGACCAUAACAAUUAUGAUCUUGGAAUGUCAGCAUGUCAGCUAAUUGGCUUACCUAGCUGUCUUUAGCUGAAAAAUUCAGCUACUGUAAGCUAACGUGCUAAUCUUGAUAACUCAGAAUGGCAAGAUAAAAAAUAUCUUGUGGUUAGCAGCGAGAGUGCUAGGCUUUGCAAUAUUAGCUACCUCUUACCCAUGUCGUUUUCACUGGUCUUCAGUAUGACAUUUACAACUGAACCAAAGAAACUGUGGAUUUUUAUCUACUACCAUUUGGGUUCAACUUGACCAGUAAAAUAUUCAACCUCCAGAGCAUCAUUGUAUCACCAAUAACUGUCUGUACAUCCUGACCAGGAACAAGUUAACAUAUCACUCCCACUAUGGAAGCCAAGAAACCACUGGUACAUUGCUUGAGUUUAUAUUAAAACUGUCAAAUGACGAAUGUUAUGGAUUAUGUCUGAAAUCCAAGUGGAGCUGAGGGAGGCUAUCACCAUCUACCAAAAAUGUAAUGCAGGCAAAUCAUUCUGGAUGGUGAGUGUGGAUCUCAUUGACACAUUUCCAUUUCAAAAGUCAAACAAAAAAUAUGAUUUCAAGAAAGUUUUUAGUACUGUGGAAAAUGCAACAGUGAUCCCUUCCAGUGUUUUAUGGCAGUUUUUUCAGUAGAGUAACAAUAUCAAAGAGUUAGGGCUUAGGGUGAGGCUUAUAAGGAAAGGGCUUUAAAAUGGAGAGCUGCUCUUUCUUUGUUGCAUCCAUGUCAUAUGGGAAAUAU
Notolabrus celidotus (New Zealand spotty) is the source of this 2696-nucleotide messenger RNA. RefSeq names its product hyaluronan synthase 2 (gene has2). The coding region runs from base 77 to 1735 and encodes 552 amino acids. Gene Ontology annotation, biological process: extracellular matrix assembly; hyaluronan biosynthetic process. Gene Ontology annotation, molecular function: hyaluronan synthase activity. Lineage: Eukaryota; Metazoa; Chordata; Actinopteri; Labriformes; Labridae. The record is from RefSeq and is a predicted model, not a curated record. The transcript has 4 exons.